CGAGCCCGCUACCCGCCGCCACUGGCCCAAGGCCCGAAGGUCCAGCCCAGCCCUCCAGCGGUGUGAGUGACAUGCAGCGGACGUCCUGAUCUUCGACUCGUUUUGGAUAUCCUUCUUCCGACUCAUUUCACUUCCUCCGACCAUAUCACGCUCCGUCCCAUCGCCCUUCACUAUCGCCUGUGUCUUGGAUCUAGAAACAGCCACACCCGUCCCUCAAUCAUGUUCAACUGGGCCAAGCAGACGUUGGCGAAUGUCGCCGGCACCCAGGAGCCCAUCUAUGGCCCUACCGCCAUCAAGUCGGUCGCCCUCGAGGCCGAGAAGACGCCCUUCACCGAGCUGAAGCGCGAGGACCUUGCGUGGCAAGCCAUGGAUUCGACGUCGGUCGAGACAGCGAGCUUCUACCUCAUGGGCGACAACGGCUACGUCGCGCUCGCCCAGGUCAUCUAUAGUAACGUGGCCGGCAUCCGAACCACCUGCCAGUUCAACUGCAAGGUCUUCAGUAAGGACCAGGACAAGCCCCACCUCUGGUGCUCGACGCCCCUCAACAACGUCGAGCUCAGCGACGACAAGAACAACUUCUACGCCGAUGACUGCGCCGUCGAGCUGUCCGACGACGGCACCUACUACACCAUCAAGAGCAUGAACGACGACCGCGCCAUCGUCAACCUCAAGAUCACCCGCACCACGCCGGGCUUCCAGGUCGGCGAGUCCGGCCAGACGCUCUUCGGCACCGACCUCACGAAGCCCUGGGGCUCCAUGCGACACGCCUUCUGGCCCCGCUGCGUCGCCGAGGGCACCAUCUCGGUCAAGGAGGGUCCCAUCGACUUCAAGGGCCGCGCGCUGUUUGCCUACGCCCUCCAGGGCAUGAAGCCCCACCACGCCGCCGCGACCUGGAACUUUGUCGACUACCAGGGCCCCAACUACUCGGCCAUCCUGAUGGAGUUCACCACCCCGCCCUCGUACGGCACCACCUCCGUCGUCGUCGGUGGCAUCGCCAAGGACGGCGAGAUCAUCACCGGUGGCUGCGCCCACGCCGCCGCCCACACUGCCAUCAAGGGUGACAACGAGAACUCCUGGCCCGAGCCCACCGAGGUCAAGUACUCCUGGUCCGGCACCACCAAGGACGGAAAGGCCGUCACGGCUGUCAUUGAGGGUUCUCUCGGCGAGCGCAGCGACCGUGUCGACGUCAUGGCCGAGGUCCCUGGCUUUGUCAAGAAGAUUGUUGGAGCCGCCGCUGGUACCAAGCCCUACAUCUACCAGUACCACCCCAAACUCCCCUUCAAGCUGAAGAUUGGCGACGAGGAGAUUGUCGAGGAGGGCAUCAUCUUCACCGAGGCCACCUUCAUCUCGGACCCAGCGUCCUCGGAGUGAAAAUCGCCUUGAAGGACUACUUUCGAAAGUGUUACAACCGUGUCGCAUUGGGUAAAUACAUAAUCAGGGUCGGCGUUGGAGACGGCUUGGUCACUCGCUUGGUACAAAUGCAUUGAUGCCCUUCUCAUUCUAAUAACUGGCAUCCCCCACAGCGUCGGGGCCCAGAAAACAUACAAAUAUAAUGCCCAUUUUUGUUAGUCGAACCUAAAUACCAUGCUAUCGUGGUCGCUGAGUCCAAUCCAAUCUCUUUUGCGCAAGGG
Ilyonectria robusta is the source of this 1631-nucleotide messenger RNA. RefSeq names its product oxidative stress survival, Svf1-like protein. Gene Ontology annotation, cellular component: cytoplasm. The coding region runs from base 220 to 1371 and encodes 383 amino acids. Lineage: Eukaryota; Fungi; Ascomycota; Sordariomycetes; Hypocreales; Nectriaceae. The record is from RefSeq and is a predicted model, not a curated record. The transcript has 4 exons. Gene Ontology annotation, biological process: response to oxidative stress.